AUGGCAUUUUCUAAUAAGAGGAAAUUAGUUAAACCAGAAAAAGUUUCGAAUAAGAAGAAAAGCAAUACAUCUAAUAAAAAUAGGGAUAAUUUUAAUGUAAAGACAGAAAUAAAUCAUGUGAACAGUGAUAUUAUAUCAAUCGAUGAUGAGAAGGGUUAUGAUAAAUGUAGUAAUGCUAAUGAUAGUAACAUGAAUGAUAGAAGGAGAACUGGCAGAAAUGCAAGGUCUACCCAGAUGAACAGGAAUGAUUUAGAUGAUAGCACUGAAUGUUUUAAAAAUUUAAAGAAAGGAGCAGUUAUUGAAAUAACUGUAUACAACUGGAUGGUGUUUAGUGGACCAAUAAAGUUAAAAGCACAAGAAGGAAUAAAUUUAAUUGCUGCAGCAAAUGCUAGUGGUAAAUCUUCCAUCGUAUGUGCGUUAGUGUUCGGGUUAGGAUAUAACUCUAAUGUUCUAUCAAGAAAUAAAGAAUUAAUUAAUUUUAUUAAAAAAGGAGAAAAAAAAAGCUAUAUAGAAAUAGUGUUAAAAUGUAAUGAAUUAAGUAAUAUAUGUAUAAAAAGAAUAAUGAAUAUUAUAGACAAUAAAGUUAAAAGUUUUUGGUUUAUUAAUAACACAAAAGUAAACUAUAUAAAUAUAUUAGAUAUGCAAAAGGAAUUUAAUUUAAAUUUAGAUAAUUUGAUUACCUUUAUGCCUCAAGAAAAUGUAAGCAAAUUUUCAAGGCUCACUCCUGAGGAACUAUUUGAAUGUACACUACUAGCUAUUGAUAAAAAAUUAUUGGAUGAUUAUAACUAUUUAAAAAAAAUAGUACAAGAAAAAAAAGAUGAUGAAACUCGGGUUCAGAUGUAUGAACACGAAAUUAAGGAAGAGGAAAAACUAGUAACCGAUUUACAAGAAAAAAUAGCGAAAUUUGAAAACUUGAAAAGCAUACUUGCUACUGCUAAACUGUACAGGGUAAAAAAGUCUAUGUUAGCUAUGAGUAUGAAGAAAGAGCAGUUAAAAAAACUAAAGGAACGGAUUGAUACUUUAGUUAAAGAGAAAGAUACUCAUUUUAAUACACUGAGAUUUUAUUUAUCUGAAUUAGAAAAAUGCCACAAGGUAAUAAAUAGUUUGUCAAUAGAAUAUACGGAUAGAAAGAAAAAAAUCAGAGAAGCAGUCAAUGAAUACAUUAAGAUGAAAAUAAAAUUCGAAGAAAUAGAAAAAGAAAUUUUAAAAGAAGAAAAGGUUAUGGAGGAUACUGUACAAAAUAUGUGUGAAAAUAAGGAGUAUAUAAAAGAUUUAGAAAAAAAGAAAAAAGAGGUAAAAGAAGAAAUGCAACGAAUUGAAGCAUUUUUUAAAGAGAAACAGAAAUAUAGUAAAGAUACUCAAAAGAGACAAAUUUUGUUGGAAGUAGAACUAAAAGAAUUGUCGAAUCAGAACAAACAAUUGUUAAUGAAAAAAUAUACGUUACAAUCUGAACACAACUCACUUGUUGACAAAUUAAAGAAAAGACAAAAUUAUCAAAACAUACAAGAAGAGAAAUUUCUAAAUAACAUCGAGUUUACAUUAAGAGAAAGAAUUAUGAACUAUAAAAAAAACAUAAAAAAUAUUGUUAAAACAUAUAAUUUAUUAAGUGAUCACUUUCUAGAAAAUUUAAAAAAAAAAUAUGAUGAAUCAAAGAUAGCUAGCCAAAAUGAAUUAAACAACGAAAUUAUGGAGGAGUUAUCAAAAAAAAAUAUUUUAUAUGGUCCUCUUUGUAAAUAUAUUAAAUGUAUUCAGCCGCAGUUUGAUUAUGUGGUGGAAUUUUUUUUAAAAAAAUAUUUCAAUAGUUUUUUAUUAAUUCAAAAGGAAAACAAAGAUUUGUUAGAAGCAUUGUAUAAAAAAUAUAAACUAUCUGUAAUAACUGUUUCAAGGGAAAAUCAUAAAUAUUGUUAUGUAACAUAUGAAAUGAAAAAAAGAGGAGUGGAAUAUUUUUUAUACGAAUUAUUUGAUAGCCCGGAAGUCGUAAAAAAUGGGUUAAUAAAUUUCUUACCAAUAAAUAUUGCCUUUAUUGUAAGAGGAAAUACUCUAAAAAAUAAAGGAACAAACGAAAUAAAUGAGUUUAACAAUUUUAUGAUAAAAGAAAUUACAAAGCAGUUGAAUGAAGAUGUAAGUAGUUUGCUUUAUUUUUGUGAUAACAAUGUGCAUAGAUACAAAAUAAGUACAUACGAUAAAAAUAUUUUUAUCGAUAACUUUUCCUUUAUUGAUAAGAAAUGCAAAAUUCUAUAUUAUAUCAAUAACGAUGUAAAAAAAGAUUUAAAUAAUUUAAACGAAAAGAAAGACAAAUGUGAGGAAGAGUUACAAAAAUUGCAACAAACUUUUCAAGAAUUUGAAAAAACAAAAAGGGAUAAAAAUGAUGAAUAUAAUAAAAUAAUUUUAGAGAAAAGUGAAAUAAAUUUAAAAAAAAAUAAAUUCAAUUUGCUUAAGAAAGAGUUAAACACGUUAGAGGAAAAUUUGAAUUUGUAUUUGAAAGGAGAAAAUGUAAUUGAUGAAAAACGAAAUAGAGUAACAAAAAAUAUUAAUAUAUUAAAUGAAAAGAAAAUAAACAUUUGUGAUACGUACUUUACUAUAUUAAAAGAACAUAGAGUAUAUGAUAAGGAGGUAUUUACCUUAUCACACAAGAUAACACAAUGGAAACGGUACUUAACUAUUAUAAAAAAUGAAAAUUCAGAGAACGAGGAAAAACAUCAAACAUUAAAAAAUAGCAUUGAGCUGGAAAAGACAAAAUACACAUCCUGCUUACAUGAUAUAAACGAGUUAGAGCAGCUAAUCAAAGUGCAAAAAAAAGAACUAACAAAAGAAGAGAUAAAUGCAUUGAAAGAUAUACAUUUGUCUUUUGAAGAAUUAGAAAAAAAAUUACAAGAGUGUUUAAUACAACAAAAAAUAUAUAAUAAUUUAGACAAAAGUGAAGAAAAGUAUAACAUGCUUGUAGUAUCUGUCGAAAGACAUAAAGAAAGUAUUGAAAAUAAAAAAAAAGAAAUCCAUUUUUUAAAAAAAAAAUUAGAAAAUUAUGAUAAACAAACUCAGUUCGUAUUACCCAAUUGGGUUAAUCAAAUAAAUGAAUAUAUUAUUUUUUUAAAUUAUAAUUUUCAAAAAUUUAUGAAUUUUAUAAAUUCAAAUUAUGAUGGUCGAAUAGAAUUAAUAAAAAAAAAUGAUUUUUAUGAAAAGUGUCAAUUAUUCAUUAAAGUUAAAUUUAAAACGAACGCCCCCUUUUUGUUAUUAUCCAUAUCGCAUCAGUCAGGUGGUGAACGAUCCUUAACAACCAUGUUGUAUAUACUGUCAAUUCAAAAGUUAACAAAGAAUGGCUUCUACGUUCUAGAUGAACUAAAUCAAGGACUUGAUCAAACUAAUGAAAAGAGAAUUUUUGAGUUGCUCUCCUGUUUGUCAAAUCCCACCAUGUACAAACAACAUUUCCUUCAUGAUUACCAGUACAAAUAUAUUAAAAUUAAUUAUCAUUCAAAACCACAAUAUUUUAUAUUAACCCCUCAAAUAAUUAAAAAUAUGUUUUUCAAAGAUAUUACCGUUCACUAUCUCUUUAACGGUUUUGGUGUUCUGGACGAUCAGUUUCUCGGCUUCUACGACUGA
Molecule: messenger RNA, 3597 nt
Organism: Plasmodium malariae
Lineage: Eukaryota; Apicomplexa; Aconoidasida; Haemosporida; Plasmodiidae
Gene: SMC5
Product: structural maintenance of chromosomes protein 5, putative
Exons: 1
Coding region: 1-3597 (1198 amino acids)
Biological process (GO): double-strand break repair via homologous recombination
Cellular component (GO): Smc5-Smc6 complex
Molecular function (GO): ATP binding; ATP hydrolysis activity
Source: RefSeq, a predicted model, not a curated record